UCAUUCAGUUCGUUACUCCUCUGCAGCGAUAAACAAAAGCACUAUCGAAAAGAGUGUUUCUGAAAGGAAAAAGAUGCAUUUUGCUGUAAAAAUGGUGUCACUAAUGUGUAAACAAUGUGUAUGACGAUUGAUGUCAGGUGUAAAGUGUCACUUAUCGUGAAAAAUAGUGGGUUUUUCUCUGGUGAAAAUUGAACAGUUUUCAUUCAUUUUCGAGAGUAGCAAAAGGAGGAACGACCCAUCUCAUGGUGGUGUUGGUGGGAGCGUAGUAUGGAAGUGCGCUGCGGCAUGGUAGUGCGAGUGUUGCAUCACAGGGGGUGGUGACAUCGGAAUAGCAGCAGCAGCCGUCUCCUGAGUCUUGCCUUGUGGACUGUGGCUCGUAUCCACCAUGUGAUCGUUUUAGAUUUUUGUUUUCAUAUCAUGUAAAUAUUUGUUUAAAAACAGAUGGCGCCUUGUGUUGAAUUUAAUACAAUUACUAAACAUUUUUCGAGGGGUAGCUGCGGCAUCGGUGGCACCACUAUCAAACUGUGUGUAGGUGUAUAAGUGAAUGAACAUAAUAAAAAAUUUUAGAAAAAACGAUACAAUCGCAGCAUUAUUAAAGUAGGAGUGGGAGGAACUUCGGAAAGUUCUUUUUGUUUUAUGGCAGCAAAAGAGUAAUAAAAAAUCUUCGCUGUGUGGUGUGAAAGAACCCUGCGGAGGGUGCGUGCGCUAGCGAAGAAAGGUGGCCACCAAAGUGGAGAGGAACGACUCUGGCAGACGCUCGGAGCGAUAGUUAUUAUGUUAGCAGUCGUUUGUAUUGUGGCAGCAGUGUUUUGUUUACAUCGACCGGUAACGUUAGGGGAGACAACCAAUGUGCUGGAUGUGGCGGCAAGCAAUGGGCUAACUCAAUCAUCGCUGGCAGCGGCCAAGUUUCACCGCCGAAAAAAGAAUGAAAAGCUGCUGUACCGUGAUGACGAUGAACGGAUCGAACUGGGCGUGUGCCAGGUGUACACAGGGACUACCUGUGAGGAGUAUCUCAAAAAUCAGACCGUCUUUAUCACGCCGGACAUUACGAUGGAGGUGCUCGAGGAACGCCUCAAAGCUGCCUAUGGCGUCAUCAAGGAGUCUAAAGAUAUGAACGCCAACUGUCGUGGUUAUGCUUUGCCAAGUUUGUGCUACAGUAUCCUGCCGGUGUGUCGUACACCGGAAAUGACGAAUCAUCAGUAUUUUGCUAAUAAGGCAGCAGCGGAAACCGCUCGACGUGGCAAUGCUUACGGAAGGUCCAAGUUCAAAUCGCACGAGAAAAAGAAUAACCGGAAGGCGGGUCAGAAGACGGUUACUAGUUCCACUGUGAUGACUACAACCGAGAAACUAAAGGUGUAUUUCAGCGGUGGAGUUACGCCUACUUUUAGCAGUGAUGAUUUCAGAGGAGAAAUCGUUACGGAGAAUGCUUUGGAAGAAGGCUCAAGGCGACGAAGGUCGACAGAUCAAAUCAAAGAGAAGACUGGGCGUUUUCUGCAGCAAAAUACCUACGGAAGCGAUGAUGGAUAUUACUCUUCCUACUCGGCCAAUGUUAAUAGUAAGAAGAAUUACCCUCCUACGAGGAAUACGGAGAACUUGAGACGAAUUUGCCGAAAUGAUUGUGAGCUGCUGGAGAAUGAAUUAUGUCAGAAGGAGUAUGCCAUUGCGAAGAGACAUCCGACGAUUGGACAGAAGCUACCACUGGAAGAGUGUGACGAUCUGCCGACACAGUACUCGAUCGAUGGGACUAUUCUGAACGGCAUUGGUGGUCUUGGAAGUUCCGGUGAUAGGGAAUGUAUGAGAUUAGGAAUCGAAAUGGACAUCGUUCGAGAUGACGAUUGUUAUUGGGAAUCUGGCACUACCUACAGAGGAAUAUUGGAUAGAUCGAACCUUGGGAAACCUUGUAUGCGUUGGUCCAAGCUGAUGAGGGAGAUUUCAAACUAUCCCGAACUUGCUGGUCAUAACUACUGCCGGAACCCUGGCGGCGAUCAGGUGGCACCGUGGUGCUAUGUGGAUCUCAAAAAAACAAUUGAAUUCUGCCAAAUUCAAAAGUGUUCGGACCGAAUGUGGAUUUACCUAAUCGUUGGUUUUGUGGUCUUUGUUGCAACAAUUAUCAUAUCUAUCUCAGUCGUCUGCUGUAAGAAGUUCAAAAAGCACGGUGUAUCAAAUAUACAGAAUAUUAAUCUGCCGAACGUGGAUAAAAACAUUUACGGAAACUCCCGUCACAACUCACCAAUUGAAAUGACGUCCCUGAUAGCGAAUCAGAACGCAGCCGGUACUAUUCAUAGAAAUUCAGAAAAUGGCGGCAUUCAAGGGUUAAUUAGCGGUCAACCAGGACAGCAAGGGUCUUCUCAAUCCCGUAAUAAUGGGAUCGCGCGGGUUCCGCACCAUACCCUACAGGACGUGCGAUUCGUGGAAGAACUUGGAGAAGGUGCCUUCGGAAAGGUUUACAAAGGCGAACUGACACAGAAGGAUGGGGGCAAGAUUUUCGUUGCCGUCAAGGCGCUGAAAGAGAAUGCGAGCGCAAAGACGCAAGCUGAUUUCAAGCGAGAAAUCGAACUGAUCUCCGAUCUCAAACAUGACAAUAUUGUGUGUAUCUUGGGGGUGGUGCUCAAAGAGGAACCUCUCUGUAUGCUUUUUGAAUACAUGGCUCAAGGUGAUCUGCAUGAAUUUCUAAUUGCGAACUCACCCAACGAAGGUAAACAGUUGACGCAGCUUCAAUUUUUGCUGAUUUCUCAGCAAAUCUGCGAUGGCAUGGAAUAUUUGGCUAGCCAUCAUUACGUUCAUAGAGAUUUAGCUGCUAGAAACUGUUUAGUUGGUGAUCAUCUAACCGUGAAGAUAUCCGAUUUCGGUCUGUCCCGUGACAUUUACAGUUCAGAUUACUAUCGUGUUCAAUCCAAGUCGCUGCUACCCGUACGCUGGAUGCCAUCCGAAUCCAUUCUAUACGGUAAGUUUACAACCGAGAGUGAUGUUUGGUCUUACGGAGUGGUUCUGUGGGAGAUCUACAGCUAUGGACUGCAGCCGUACUAUGGUUACAGUAAUCAGGAGGUGAUCAAUAUGGUUCGAGCCAGGCAAUUGCUUCCUUGUCCGGAGGCUUGUCCAAGUGCAGUGUAUUCACUGAUGGUGGAAUGUUGGCACGAGCAAGCCGUACGUCGUCCAACAUUCCCAGAAAUUGGGCAUCGACUGAAAAUUUGGUACCAAGCACAAAAAAGAAAUGAACAAUCCGAUCCAUGUUUUAAUCGAAAAGGAUCCGUCUUAAGUGUUAAUAAUCAACGAAUGUCCUCUCAAGGCACACUAAACGCCGUUACGCCUUCGUCGUCAUCCAGUCAUAAUUCGCUUAGUCGUCACCAUCAAAUCGAUCCACGGGAACAACUACCGACCCAACCGACUCAGUCCCACCAACCUCGCAAGCACCAUCACUCUCUCGAACGAGAAAAAAUUCUACGAACGAGUCAACAGCAAACUUCCCAACAAACUCCCCAGCAGCAUUACUCCCGUCCCCACCAUCAACAUCACAACUCGUUGGAUCGUUCCAAUAGCAGCAAACUCGAGGAAGGCGAGCAGUUCGAAACUCAAAGCAAUCGAAGCUUUUACCACAAUGUUGGAACAAGCCGCAGCAAUAAGAGCAUACACUCCAUGCAAGAAAACCCACAAUCCCAAUCGCAUCAGCAUCACCAUCAAUCUAAUCCUCAGUCCUACAAAAACUUUAGUUUACCGCGAAAAAGCAUAGAAAGUAACCUGGAGUUCGGAGACGGGAACACCACUGCUGCCAGCAGUCCCGGCACCGGAUACUCUAGCCGUGAAUCCAAACGUCCUCCCAAGGACCCGCAUCGGCAUCAUCAUCACCAUCAUCAUCACGGUUCGGGACGAAGUCGGAGAAUGGAUCAUUCAGCCGGAACCAUCUCGGUAUCAUCGCUGACUAGUGAAGCUGACCUUAAUCAGCAAAAUCAAAUCUUACCAAAGAAUAGCACUCAAUCGCUUGCCCAGCCACCGAUAAGCCGGAAACAGAGCAGCAGCGGAAGUAUCCUUAGCGUGGCUAGUGAGUCUAAUAGUUCCUUCAGCAAUGGGAACUACAACAGCAACAGCAACAACAACAGCACCAACAACCAGGCGGUUACUCCCUCCGGGGACAGUGCGACUGGUACCGCCGGAUCAGUAACGGGGGGGUUGCCUUUGAUGCAAAGCUCGUACCACGAAGGGUAAAAAUCAAAUGCCGUUUUUUUUUGUUUUAGUAUUUAUUUGGAAUAUUAUACUGCAUGCAUUUAUCAUAGUAAGUUAGAAAGAGAAUGAGACCGUGGGCGGUUAGGGUUAUUUAGUUAAGCGAAACAGUACUAGGUCUAGUAUAAAGACGUAUUCCGUGGACAGGCUUUAGAGCAGGAUGUCCUCAGAGUAGUCAAAACAUUGACUUGAUGCGUAGAAAUGAUCUCCGAUUCGAAAACGUGAAAUAGUACGGAAAAUAGCUCUUAUUUUAAUAAUUGACGUAUUACCAGACUUGAAAUUUUUAUUAAAUGCUGGCUUAUUUAUUUAUGUUGUAUUUCUGUAAUAUUAUAGACUCGUAACAUGAUUUGCAAAGUAUAGUACAAGUCAGUUUUAUUUUAAAUACCUCCUUCUGGUAAAUAAUAUACUUUGACAGAAGCGUGAAGACAUCCAUCUCAGAAAUAUUCUCAUACUUUAUAAUAUAAUCUCAAAGAAAGACGAACUUGCUGUCUGGUGAAAUAAAUUUAAGUAUUACAUGA
Topomyia yanbarensis is the source of this 4733-nucleotide messenger RNA. RefSeq names its product tyrosine-protein kinase transmembrane receptor Ror (gene Ror). The coding region runs from base 775 to 4200 and encodes 1141 amino acids. Gene Ontology annotation, molecular function: ATP binding; transmembrane receptor protein tyrosine kinase activity; protein binding. The record is from RefSeq and is a predicted model, not a curated record. Gene Ontology annotation, biological process: cell surface receptor protein tyrosine kinase signaling pathway; protein phosphorylation; multicellular organism development. The transcript is spliced from 7 exons. Gene Ontology annotation, cellular component: signaling receptor complex; membrane. NCBI's taxonomy places the organism in Eukaryota, Metazoa, Arthropoda, Insecta, Diptera, Culicidae.